CUCAGUCCUAGAAGGAGGCAGGACGCAUAUGUGUUCAUGAGAAAUUAAACAGAGAGGAAACAGUGGGAAGCUGCAGGUAUUGAUUAGCACACAGUCACUGUUGACCAACAGCAGACCUGUCCUGGAUUAAGAUGACUCAUGUGAAAAGGUUUCAAGGGAUUCCCAUGUCAAAGUCAAUGAGAGGUUUGUGUAAAGAGGAGGACUAUGCUUUUCUGGGAAUGUCAGAAAAGACGACGAAGGAAACGGCAAGAGUAGCUGGAGCUUUGGGGGAUGACUGGCGAGACCAAAAGGAGGAGAGGGUCCGCAGGCGACUGGAGAGAGAGCAGCAGGAGAAAGAGAGACUUCAAGAAAUAGAAGAGGGCAAAAAGGAGAAAGAGCAGCAGUGGCGGACUCACGUAGCGGAGCUGACCUCCAGCCAGGAGAAGACCCUGCAAGACAGACUGGCAAGACUCAGGAGAUUCAGGGAGUUCCAGAGGAAGGUGCUAGUAGAGGAGUCAGGGAUGGAGGACAGGGCAGCCAGCAUCACAGUCAACCAACUUCUCACUAGGAUGUAGAAGCACCAUAUGAGAGACCGGCUUAUGAUAAACGUACUUAUUUUGUUGCACUUUCACAUCAAUAAAUGAUGUGUCACUGUGUCAACUGAGACAUUAGUGUGAUCAAUGUAAAUGAAUUAGAUGCUCGUGGAAACCAGCUGCAGUAUGAGGGACUUCCACAUCGAGUUAACUCAGCUGUAGUGGCUGCAGGUAGCUGUUGAGCUGUGAAAACCUAAAAUGUCACAGAAGUGACCCAGUUAAGAGCCAAAUAGUGAUAAAUAUCAAAUCUGAUAUCAGAUUGUGCAGCAGGAACCAAUAGGCACUACAACUCCUGGCUACAGCUUUCGCCAUUUAAACAGUAGAUAAAUGAAUCCAGACCUGAAAUAACCAAAAUAACCUCCCCAUUGCUACACACUCCCUAUUCAGCACCGUUGCUGCAGGACAACUGAGCAAUUGAUUACAAUCUUCCAGUUUUGUUCUUAAUCCAAAAAAAGCCCAAGCUAUUUAAAAAAAACAAAAAAUAAAUCUAUCAGCAUCUUCAAGCUCACUAAUGAACUUCCCGGAGUCUUGCUGUCAACAUGAGGUUGAGAAAGUAAUAGCACCUAAUUCCCUAUAAAACCAUAGCUACACUUUGGUUUUUUGUAUGGCUUAAACAGAAGACACAAACUGCUAGUGAGCCUUUAAAGUGCUGGUAGGUGGAUUUUUAGGCUUUGGAGUGAGUCAGGCUUGCUGUUUCCCGUCUUCUAGUCUGCUAAGCUAAUUAAUCACCUUUUGGAUCCAGCUUUAAUUGCGGUCUCAUCUCUUUAUUGUGGUCUCAUCCCUCGGCAAGAAAGUGAAUAUUUCCCAAAAACUAUUUCCUUGAUAGUAAACCACUGUGGAAACUCCAACAAUUGUAGUGUAACAUAAAAUUAAAUCUCUGCAUUCUUCAGCUGGCUAAAUGUGGUUAUAUAACUACUGCACAAGGAGCCAAAACUGAGAAAUUACAAAAUUGUUUGUUGUUAUAUUAUGAUAUUAUCAGAUUUGACAUGACUUCAGAUUCCCAGACUCACCCACCAUAAAUACUUUUUAAAGUUUUAAAGAAGGUUUGUGAGCAAUUACUUUAUCUGAGCUGAGUUAAAGGUGCUGUGCAAAAAGUUGGAUCUUAUCACGAUAUAAUGGGGCUGUUUAAUGGACUAAACUAUUGUCAAAAAAGAAAAAAAAAUCAGGCCAUAAUGUCUACCCAAUAUCAUUUUAUGAUCAUCUGCAGCUUAGUGGAUGAAAAUCACAAUGAGUCAGACGAGAAAAUAACCCCAGAAUUAUUCAUUGUUUAUGUUGUGUUCUGUUUUCAUGCAGUGUCCAAUGUGAAAAGGAUGAAGCCUGCAAAGCAUUUUGGGGUCAUAAAACAUCACUUUCUGUGGAAUUUUGCUCUAAAUGUUUCAUGCCCUCAUGUUUUUAGGGAUUUAUCUCAGCCAUACGUAAAUCUACAGCAUGUGUGAGUGUGAACCUUGCUACUUUUUUUCCUUUCUUUCUUUUUUAAAAACACAUUCUGGUAAAUGUUCAUAUCAGUGUCAA
Dicentrarchus labrax (European seabass) is the source of this 2084-nucleotide messenger RNA. RefSeq lists its product as uncharacterized. The coding region runs from base 132 to 554 and encodes 140 amino acids. The transcript is spliced from 6 exons. The record is from RefSeq and is a predicted model, not a curated record. NCBI's taxonomy places the organism in Eukaryota, Metazoa, Chordata, Actinopteri, Moronidae.